This is a messenger RNA of Bemisia tabaci, 736 nucleotides long. RefSeq lists its product as uncharacterized. The record is from RefSeq and is a predicted model, not a curated record. Lineage: Eukaryota; Metazoa; Arthropoda; Insecta; Hemiptera; Aleyrodidae. Gene Ontology annotation, molecular function: rRNA N-glycosylase activity. Gene Ontology annotation, biological process: negative regulation of translation.
UCCCGCGCUCAUUUACACACUCACACAAACGCGCAGCGCCGAACCUAGCUUCACUUUUUCCCCGUGCUUUUAGAUACGAGCACUCCGUCUUUAUGUCUUUGGUCGUCACUUUCGCCGUCUACGCGGCCAAUCUCUACGUCCUCGGCUUCAAGUCCAAAACCACGGCCUACCUCCUCGACGAAGCUGCAGAGUUCGGACUCCCGACCACUUUCUUCGCAGGCGCGACGGCUCGUAAAACCAUCGGAUCGGGUCGCUACGUGAAACUGGCUCAAGCCAGCAACAAAACGCCGAAAGAGAAGAUCCAACUGGGGGUCGAGCCUCUGCGAACGGCCGCGCGGCAACUGGCGGACAACCCGGAGGACACGGCCGUGCGGGCCAGGAGUCUCAUCGUCUGCAUCCAGUCCCUGUCGGAGGCGGCGCGCUUCGGGCACAUCGAGGAGAGGAUCGCAUCCAAGUUGGACUACCCGGACGCCAAGACCAACUACCUCGAGAUCAACUGGUCCAAGAUCUCCGAGGCCGUCCAGGCCGCCAACCCCCAGACCGGAGCCCUCAAGAGCACCCUCACCGUCGACUACACGCAGGAACAGUUGAAGACCGUCGGGGAUAUAGUCGAUAAGUUGGGCAAUAUUAAGAUGUUGCUGAAGGCCUAGGAUACUGGACUGCAUUUUGCAAUUUGGAACUAUAAAUUCUGGCUCAUCUGAAAAAACACUUGUGUGCAUUGGGAAACUAAUGGCAC